GUGGAGUGGAGUGGAGUGGAGUAGUAGUUAUCUGCGUUGCUGCUGCCUAGCACCAAGGUUUCUUUUUUCUUCGGCUUGGCUUGCUUGCAGUGCGGGAGAAGGCGUGUCGCCGUGGCCAGGGGAAAUCUAUCUGCUUUGUUUUGCUUGAGGAGUUUUGGAAUCGCGUAGGCGUGGUGCUUAGCUUAUCCUCCUCCCUCCAUUUCCCCAUCUCCAUCUCCAUUCUCCAAGACUCCAAUCCAUCGCUGGCUGCCUUACGCCACAGGAAGAAGCAACCCACCAGCAAGCCUUCCCCUUGCCUCCAUUUCUUUGCUUCUUCUCCACCUUAUACAUGCGAUGUGAUUCAUCCAUCCCUGCGACUGCGAGCGAUCCCAUAUAAGCUGCUCAUCACGCAUUAAUCCAAUCCAAUCAGAGGGUAGGGAGCGACCUCAGCACGCAUUAAUCCAAGCAGCAAACCAAGCACUUGCACAACAAGAGAGACAUAGGUCUUUUUCUACUUGUGCUCCUCCUCCUCCUCGGCAAUUAAUGAGAGGGGCCAUCACCUCGAGAGGUUGAGGUGAAGAAACUACAGAAGCAAAAGAAAGUGAGUCAAGACAAAACUUCCUUCACCUAUGGUGAUAGCAUCUGGAGUCAUAGACAGGAGGGCGUUUGGUCCACUGUCAGAGUCAUCAUCUUCCUUCUUCUCUGAGGAUCUCGUCCCUGCUGAGAGACAAGUUGGAUUUUGGAAAUCAGAGUCAAUGGUCGAUCAGAAAGAGAGCAAGUCAAUUUUCGCUUCUCCACUUGAAAAGGACCAUCCCAUGGGAGUAAAUCCUGCAUGUGGUCUGGAACAUCCAGGAGUUCAAGCGUUCAAGGGCCAAUUGGACGUGCUUAACCUCAGUAAUUUGAUGGGGCAAGAAGAAAAUGCUUCAAGAUUACCAUCAAUUUCUUGGGGUGAUAUCCUCAGUAGCUCCAGAUCCAGGCUUGGCUUGUCUACAAGAGAGACAGCUUUUGUUGAACCAACUAGUGCUGAUCAACGUGUGCAUGGUUAUGGAAAUGGCCCUUCAUCCAGCUCCUUCUCUGAAGUGUUCAGUAGCAAAUCGAGAUUGAUGGCAAGUGGUGUUCUUGGUCAAUCUGUUGAUGCAAAUAACUCCAGCUGUGAUGGAGAUGAACCUCUAAGGUCCAUGAAAGAAAUUGAAGCUCAAACUAUUGGAGACCUCCUUCCCGAUGAUGAUGAUUUAAUAUCGGGCAUUAUUGAUGGCUUUGAAUACACUGACUUGUCUAACCAGGAUGAUCCUGAUGAAGACAUAUUCUGCACUGGAGGAGGAAUGGAGUUAGAGAAUGAUGAUUCAAGCAAUGGUGACAGAUUUCAUGACGGAUCCUUCAAGAGUCAACUUUCUGGGGAACACUCUAUCAAUAAACACCCUUCCAGAGCUCUUACUAUUAAAAAUAUUAACACAAGCAUUGAGGAUUCUGAGCUACAGGUUCUAUUUCAGCAAUAUGGUGACGUACAGACACUUUACACCUCCUGCAAGAACCAUGGAUUUGUUACAGUGUCUUACUAUGACAUACGAGCUGCCAAGAAUGCAAUGAGAGCACUGCAUAAGAAACCUCUGGGGCUAUUGAACCUUGAUGUACAAUUUUCCAUUCCUAAGGAACAGGUUCCAAACAAAGAUCUCAAUAACGGAAUACUGGCGGUAUCCAUCAUUGACUCUUCCACCUCCAACGAUGAGCUUCUCCAAAUACUUAGUGUUUAUGGUGAUGUCAAGGAGAUUUGCAGGGAUCCUACAAGCUGCAAUAAGAAAUUUGUGGAGUUCUAUGAUGUUAGAGCAGCAGAGGCAGCGCUGAAUGACCUUAAUAAGGGUGAUAUGUCAUGCCCAAAAAUCAAGGUUGAGCUUAGUCAUCCUGGAGGAGCAAAAUCCUGCUUCACACAGCAAUGUUCUGGAGAAUGGGAGCAGGACACUGAACCUCACCAGCUUAAGAACUCUGCACCUGGGAUCAUUGGAAAGUUGGGGCCUAAAAGUUGGGAGCAUGGCUCUCUACAUAAUUUAUAUUCUCCGGUUAGGCAGCAAUUCUCUAUGAAUGGUCCUCAAAAUUUAUCGUCACCUAUCAGAAUCGAAUCUACACGUCAGCACAGUAACCAAGCCACCCUUUGUGUACCUAGCGGGUCGCUUGGUCAAGGCAACUUUGGGUGUGGACUGCAAGCCUUCCACCCACACUCACUGCCAGAGUAUCAUAACGGUAUUUGCAAUAGCUCUAAGUCCAUGGCAUCAAGUGCCAGGAAUGCUAGCUUCAGAUUAACUGAAGGAGUAGAUUAUAAUAAUCGUAAGGUCGGCUCCAGUGACCUUCAUGGUCAUUCCUCUGACCAAAACGAAGAAUUUGGGGUUUCUGGAAUUGGAAGUUGCCCACUUCAUGGACAUCAUUACACCUGGAAUAACCCAAAUGGUUUUCCUCAAAGCCCCUCUGCUCCAAUGUCGUGGUCGAACUUUCAGCAACCGAUGCAAAUGCAUGGUUACGCUGCUGUGCCACCGCAUAUGCUGAACACUGGUGCUCAUCCUAUGGACCAACAUCACUUGGGUUCAGCUCCAAAUAAUGUAGGUGGUUUUGUAAAUGUGCACUCCUUUCAUCCAGGAUCUCUUGAGAAUGUAGGGUUUCCUGGCAGUCCUCAACUGUAUCCAUCAGAUCUCUCUGUAUUUGCACCUACCCGAGGAAAUUACAGGGAGACCAUGUUCUCCCCUGUAAGUGCUGGAUUUCCAUCACUUCAGCAAAUUUUUCAUGCAACCAGUGGAAGGAAUCCUAUGAUCCGUGUUUCCACUUCAUAUGAUGCCACUAAUGAUCGGAUCAGGAGCCGCAGGCAUGAUGGAAACGCUGUCCAGUCUGAAAACAAGAAGCAAUUUGAGCUUGACAUUGACCGCAUAACAAAGGGUGAAGACUUGCGCACCACACUGAUGAUAAAAAACAUUCCUAACAAGUACAAUUGUAAGCUGCUUUUGGCUGUCAUUGAUGAGAAUCACCGAGGAACCUAUGAUUUCAUCUACCUUCCAAUUGAUUUUAAGAACAAGUGUAAUGUGGGCUAUGCUUUCAUCAAUAUGACUGAUCCGCAGCACAUAAUUCCUUUUUACAAGACAUUUAAUGGCAAGAAAUGGGAAAAGUUCAAUAGCGAGAAAGUGGCGUCACUUGCGUACGCCAGGAUCCAGGGGAGGAGUGCUUUGAUUGCCCAUUUCCAGAAUUCUAGCCUGAUGAAUGAAGAGAAAUGGUGCCGCCCCAUCCUUUUCCACAAAGAUGGUCCAAAUGCAGGGGAUCAGGAGCCUUUCCCUGUGGGGAACAAUGUCCGGUCUCGGUCUGGGAGAAACAGGCCACUCACUAGCUCCGACACUAAAGACGGAAGUCCAUCAACCUCACCUAACUAAGAAGCUCUAGCAGCCGAGCCAACUCAACUUGGGACAGCUUGGAGCAAAGGUAACCAGUAUUUGGUCACAAACUGGAGGCCGAAGAACCAGUAAUAAAUCAUUCCCAGUUUUGCUUCUUUUUUUCCUCGUCAGCAAGGUUGUAACUUGUGAGUGCAAUGAUUAAUGAGAACUCUGCUCUACAUGAACCUGCUGAAGAUUCACCCUAACAUAUUCAAGAGACCCUCGGUUUUGCCCUAUCAAACAAUAUAUCGACGGCUACAAAGUAUGGCGAAGAGCAAGCAGGUGAAGAGAUAGAGGGUGAAAUGGAACUUGUACAGUUGAAUUCAUCAGAGUUGCUAAAUGCUAAGCAACUUGAAUUGUUUUAGGGUUUAUUUUGCUGUGCUAACUUAAACUUCCCCUUGCAUUCAUGCGGGCAUGCCUCGGCUCCAUGGGAUGAUUGCAAUAUAGUAUAUAUGCAGUGUUCACCUUGCCUUGU
Molecule: messenger RNA, 3858 nt
Organism: Phragmites australis (common reed)
Lineage: Eukaryota; Viridiplantae; Streptophyta; Magnoliopsida; Poales; Poaceae
Product: protein MEI2-like 3
Exons: 15
Coding region: 609-3383 (924 amino acids)
Molecular function (GO): RNA binding
Source: RefSeq, a predicted model, not a curated record